Messenger RNA from Vicugna pacos (alpaca), 6001 nucleotides. Lineage: Eukaryota; Metazoa; Chordata; Mammalia; Artiodactyla; Camelidae. The record is from RefSeq and is a predicted model, not a curated record.
UUCCCAGCCGAUUGCCUUCUUCAUCCUGCUGUUCGCUCACUCACACUCUCACACACUCGGCCCCCAUGGCUAGCUCGGCACUCAACCACUCCUGGCCAGCCCUCUCCAAGCUCUGGCUGAAGCGAUGGGCCUUCAAGAGAGGCUCCGAGCCCAAGCCAUGUGUCCAGCCCUUUGACUCUGAAGCUGCAGACUCGGCCACCAAGAGCAGCAGGGGAGCCUGGAGGCCUGAGCACCCAGACUUCUCCGCCAUGGGGGAUGAGCAGGAGGAGGCUGCUCCGGGGCUGCUCGGCGGGAGCGCGGAGGACCUCAGCCUGGACCUGGGAGCCCUUCAGGGCAGCGAGUAUCUCCAGGACCUGGGCCUCGGGGUCCUUCCGCUCAGCCAGCCUGGGGAGGCCAAGGCCAGUGGCCCCCGCAGCAAAGAAGCCGGAGGAGACUCGCCCUUGUCCAGCUCGGCAGGGUCCCACGGCCUGUCUCGGAGACGCAGCUGGGAGAGGCCGCGGAGCUGCUCAGAGAGCUGGCGGAGGCUUAGCCUUGAUGCCUCAGCUGUGAAUGAGGGGCCCUGUCUCCCCCGGACGCUGGCCAGCCUUGCUCUGAACCUGCCAGGAGGGGGCCUGCAGGCCUGGACCCAAGAAUGUCUGUCUGGGGGCGAAACCCCCACAGAGCAACCAAGCAAGGAAUGUGACAGCCCCGAGAAAAGAGUGAGGUCACGGUCGGUUCCCUCGUCCUUUGAUGAGAUCAGCUCCCUGGAAAUCUUUCCGGCUUUGGAAGUGCCCACUCCAGCUGUUCAAGGCUUGGAUCCACCGGUGCUGGAAUGCAUGGAAAAGGACCACGUGGAGCCAGAUCAUGUGUUGAUUGUCCAGCAGGUCCUUCAAGAACUUCGGCAGUACCAUGGGGCCCGGCAGAGGGCUCGCUUGUCGGUCAGCCCUGGAGGAGCCCAUUCGAACCUCACCUGGUUUGAGUUCCUGUCUGAGAGCGAGGACAGCACGAGCAAGAUAGAGAGGUGUGACAAGAGAGCCAGGGUGAAACGCAGACUGAGCUCCCUCCGCAGUCGAGUCACCAGACAGAAGGAGAAGGGGAAGAGCCCAGUGCCUCUGAAGGACAAGGGUCAGGAUGCUCAAGAAAGGAAGGAGUGUGUCAACGGGCACCAGCUGGCUCGGGGAACCUUCUCUGGCCACUCCAGCUGCCCCCUGUGUGGCAAACCCUUUCUGAGCUCUGCAUCCCUGAAGGAGCACCCGAGGGCCACCCUCUUGUCCGAUGGCAGCCCGGGCCUGUCCAGGAAUGUCGGCAUGACGGUCUCGCAGAAGGGGGGUCCGCAGCCUGCACCCAGCCCGGCGGGAACGGGGCCGAGACUCGGACCGGUCACAGGAGAGAUGGAUGAGUCCGACUCUGUAUUUCUGAAACUUAAGCAGGCAGCCGACGACUCGCUAUCACUCACGUCUUCGAAUGCUGAGGCUAUUUUUAUAGAAGACCCCUACACUGCCUCACUAAGGAGUGAGAUCGAAUCAGACGCCCAUGAGUUCGAAGCUGAGUCCUGGAGCCUUUCUGUGGACACAGCGUAUGCAAAGAAACAGAAACGCGAGGUGGUGAAGAGACAGGAUGUGCUUUAUGAGCUGAUGCAGACGGAGGCACACCACGUGCGGACACUCAAGAUCAUGCUGAAGGUCUACUCCAGGGCCCUGCGGGAGGAGCUGCAGUUCAGCCCCAAGGCCAUCGGCCGCCUCUUCCCGGGCGCAGAUGACCUGCUCGAGGUGCAUGGUCACUUCCUGUCUCGGCUGAAGGAGCGCCGCCAGGAGUCCCUGGAGGAGGGCAGCGACCGGAACUACAUCGUCCAGAAAAUCGGGGACCUGCUGGUACAGCAGUUUUCAGGUGAAAACGGGGAGAGAAUGAAAGAAAAAUACGGUGUCUUUUGUAGCGGCCACAACGAAGCUGUCAGUCAUUACAAGUUGUUGCUGCAGCAAAACAAGAAAUUUCAAAACUUGAUCAAGAAAAUCGGCAACUUCAGCAUCGUGAGGCGGCUCGGCGUGCAGGAGUGCAUUCUUCUGGUCACUCAGCGCAUAACCAAGUACCCCGUGCUGGUGGAGCGCAUUAUUCAGAACACGGAAGCUGGCUCUGAGGACUACAGAGACCUGACCCAGGCCCUGAACCUCAUCAAAGACAUCAUCUCACAAGUGGACGCCAAGGUCAGCGAGUGUGAGAAAGGCCAGCGCCUCAAGGAGAUCGCAGGGAAGAUGGACCUGAAGUCCUCCAGCAAGCUCAAGAACGGGCUGCCCUUCCGCAAGGAGGACAUGCUGCAGCGGCAGCUCCACCUGGAGGGCCCGCUGUGCUGGAAGACCACGUCCGGGCGCUUGAAAGACGUCCUUGCUGUCCUGCUGACUGACGUGCUCUUACUGCUACAAGAAAAGGAUCAAAAAUACGUCUUUGCUUCUGUGGACUCGAAGCGCCCCGUCAUCUCGCUGCAGAAGCUCAUCGUGAGGGAAGUGGCCAAUGAGGAGAAAGCCAUGUUCCUGAUCAGCGUGUCCCAGCAAGGGCCCGAGAUGUACGAGAUUCACACCGGCUCCAAGGAGGAGAGGAACACCUGGAUGGGCUACAUCCGAAGGGCCGUGGAGAGCUGUCCGGACGAGGAGGAGGGGCCCUUCAGCGAGGCCGAAGAGGAGCGGAAGAUGGUCGAGGCCCGCGCCAUGAGGCUGAGGGACUUCCAAGAGCGACUGAACGCGAAAGACCAGCAGAUUGCCCAGAGCCUCGGCGAGAAGCAGCAGAUCUACCUGGAGAUGGCCGAGAUGAGCGGCCUGGAAGACCUCACCCCGUCGCGGCUCCUCUUCCGGGGAGGGGACCCCCCUGAGAACCUGAAUGGAGAGAAGAUUCUCAAGUCAGCCAUGAGCCAGAUCGAGGACAUCCAGAGCCUGAUCUGCAGGCGGCUGGGCAGCGCCAACGGCCAGACAGAAGAGGUGGGCAGCUCCGCGGCCCCACCCUGGAGAGUGGAGACCUCUGGAGGCCACGACAGCACGAGCAGCCUGGGCAGGGAUGGCAGUUUUAAGAAGAAGGUCUGCAGCAGCGACCCCGGCCCCCGAGACUGGCAGGGCCCCGUGGGCAGCCCGGACCCGAGGCUCAGCGACACCCAGGGGGCCCCCGAGGAGGCACCGCAGGCGGCGGAGGGACCUGGGACAGAGCCUGGCCCCCGGCUGCCUGCAGUCCUGGAGUCGGAGCUUGUCCAGCGGAUCCAGACGCUGUCCCAGCUGCUCCUCGACCUCCAGGCGGUCAUCGCCCAGCAGGACAGCUACGUGGAGAUGCAGAGGGCCGCCAUGCAGGAGCGCGAGAAGCAGUUCCGGCUGCAGUCCACGCGCGGGAACCUGCUGCUGGAGCAGGAGCGGCAGCGUAACUUCGAGAAGCAGCGCGAGGAGCUGGCGGGCGUGCAGAAGCUGCAGGGCCAGCUGCGGCUGGAGCAGCAGCGCUGGGAGCGCGAGCGGGAUCCGGGGCCCCGCGUUAGCACCUUGCUGUCAGGCGCCGGGCCCGAGUUCGCUGAGCGCCCCGAGGUGGCCCGCAGGGACAGCGCCCCAGCCGAGGGCCGGCCGGCCAAGAGCGACGUGCCCAUCCAGCUACUCAGCGCCACCAACCAGAUCCAGAGGCAGGCGGCCGUGCAGCAGCAGAUCCCCACCAAGCUGGCCGCCUCCACCAAGGGCGGCAAGGACAAGGGCAGCAAGAGCCGGGGCUCCCAGCGCUGGGAGAGCGCAGCCUCGUUUGACCUGAAGCAGCCGCUGCUUCUCAACAAGCUCAUGGGCAGAGAGGAGAACACCUCUCGGAGCCGCCGCUCACUGAGUCCCGUCCUGGCCGCUGCCACGCCCCCCCCAGACCCCUGCCUCCCAGCCCCAAGCCCGGCGCCGGCUGAGGUCCCCGCUGAGUCCUCCCCCAAGGCCUGGGGGGCAUCCCUGCCACCCAUAGCCCUGCCCUCCACACCACUUGACAAGGAAGAAGCCAGCAAGGAGGACGUCAUCUUCUUCUAGGGGGCGUGGCCCGAGGUGCAGGCCCCUCCCUGUGCUGCCCUCCCACCGUGCUCUCUGGGACCCGCCCCACUGUCUCUCUCCCCUUCCCAAACAGGCCUCCACCCACGACCACCUGGCCAGGGCGUGGCAGGGCUGGUCUGAGGCUCUCUCUGUAGGAUUAGCAGUGGUGCCUGGGCAACUUUGUAAACCUAUUUUUUUAUACAAAAAGGAAAGUUUUUAAUCGAAGGUUGAACCAGAGCUAACCCAAGAGCUGUGAGUGCAGCACCCCGUUUGGGUGGGGGGGAGAUCAACUGCAGGCUGUCCUUCCACAGGAGUGACCGAUGGUGGUGGGUCCGCGAGGAGCAUGGUGACAGGCCAGGCCCGUGGCCUGAGGAGGUGCUGACUCCGGGCUAGGCUCCACAGCCACCAGAAGGCACUGGUGGCGCCGGAAGGGCCUAGUGGUAUCAGCUCUGUCCACAGAAUCAGGCAGAACUGACUUCCACAGCAGAGGUCUGCAUGUGUUCAUGGUGGGCCUCAAGGCCAGGACAGGAGCCCAGACAAGGGGCGGCACACAGCUCCCCCGGGACAGAGGGCCACAGGGCAGGGCAGCCGGAGAGGUUGGCCGGCAGUGUGCUCGGCAGGCUCUGUAGGUGCACAAGGUCGUCCUGGAAGGGCCUGACCGUCACUCGUUUUUAUUUGGUGGAGGUUUUUAAAACCUGCUGUUGUCAAACUUGGUGCUUUCCCGAGGCGCCGCACCAAGGCGGCAUGGUUCUGUGGGCCUCUUGGACACCAGGCACCCAGGAAGCCAAGACCAGAGCUUCAGCCAGGGCUGGCACACACCCAAGGGUCCCAGCCCAGGCAGAGGGGCCUGAGUCCCUGUGAGACAGGCCAGUUGUCCCAGGGCUGCCAGGGGGAACUCCCAGGCUCAUAUCCCCAGCCAAGGGGCAGGUGCUGGGGCCAUGCAGAGCAGUGGGGUGAAACGCUAGAGUGAUCACACGUGGCCUAGGUUGGUGACUUUUGCCAGCGAGUGGACAGAUGGCCACCUGGCAGGCACCUCCACGUCUAGUGAGCUGUCAUAGCUCAUGGUCAACUUCCCCUGGAGGAGGGCGAGGGCCACCAGUCCAGCCUCUCGGCCAUAGGUGUUGGAGAUGCUGUCACAUGUCCAGGAACAGUCCGGCGGUGGCAAGAGGUCAGAUUCCUGUACCAGCUCUGGCCACACUCAAGCUUGGGUGCCGGGGGUAGGGGUGUCCCAGCCUUCUCCUCUACCCCUGACUCCCUCAUGGAACCCAGAGUCUUCUGAAGCCACGGAACUUCCCAAAGCAUUGGUGGAAGACUGGGUCCUAGGUGGAGCAGGAGCCUGGGCCCAGCAGGGGUGAGGCAACACGGCCAGCUGGUGACAAGGAACUGGCAGCAGGUCCGGACCUCUCCCGAGCCCGGUAACUGCCCUGGCGUCUUCAGCUCCUCUGAGAACCUCCCCAGCCUCACCCUUGCCUGCGGGCCCGCAGCACCAGCAAGGAGCCAGGAGCAGCAUCGCCCCCCACGACACGAGCGAGCUCCUCCGUGCCACACCGACAGUCAGUGUUUGUUUUGUACUGAGACGCAUUGGAGCACUUUAGAAAAGUUGACUUUUAGUUCCUGUCCUAUUGUGAAGAGGACGUUCCUGGGCCACGUGGCCCCACCCACGGGCUCCAUCUGACCCUCCGAGAGGAUUCCUUGGGCGAUAAGGAGUUCAAGGAGGUUUCUGACUAGUGCCAGCGGCCGGGCAGCACCGUGGGCGCAUCCCUCCCCGUACUGCAAGGUCACUCCUGGGUCGAGCCCAGUGUUACCUGUAAAGUUGGUGGUUGAGCAAAUGUUCUGAUUUCUGUGGGAUCUGUGCACGUCUUUGUUAAUUGUGACCAAGAUCUUAGUCCACCCGACAAUUAUUUCUACAAUGAUCGCAGCGUUUCCUCACUGCAGGGUAUUUCAGAACCACCCUAGAACUUAAGACCUGAUUCUAGCAAUAAAAGUGUCUGAGAUGAGCUGAC